CCCUAUUUCCUCUCUCUCUCUCUGUGGUGUGUUUGGUGUUGUCAAGACGUUGACUAUGCGCCGUAUUGCGAGACACACACGUUGUAGCUGUUACUGAUGUCAUCGUCGUCAGUUGUGCUGGAUUACUGUCACAACAUGCUGUCAAGAGAAGUGCAGAGACCAGAGCGUAUUGAGCUGCUGCCAGCGGUGAGCAGUGCGGCGACGUUCACAAGUCUGAAUGGUAGCGUCAGUCCGAUGAACGGCAAGGCCAAGUACAUCGACGCUGAGGAGGAUGAGGCUGACACACGCGUCACGUUCGACGGCAAUGUCAGCAAGCGUUCGGCUAAGAGAUUUCUCGGACGUUACUCUCGUCUGGAGGUCUCCCUCCUCGCGCUGUGUCUGUUACUGGCAGCCAUCGUUCUAGUGCUCAUCAUUGUCCUAGCUCUUAGAAGUGCUCACACAGACCACGACUCAUCAGAUGGUGGUCAGCCUUACGUGACAGUACCUUCCAAACACACAGGAGGUGGCUCACCGGAUGAAACAGAGACAGAGAAAGUGUGCGUGUCUACAGAUUGUGUCAGUGCAGCGGCACGCAUUCUUCAUGCGAUGGAUGGCACAGUAGACCCAUGCAAUGACUUCUUUGAGUACGCGUGUGGGAACUGGAACAAAGUGAAUGUUAUUCCCGACGAUAGAGCCACCUACAACACGUUCGCCAAACUCAGGGAUGACAUCCAAGUUCUCCUUAAAGGUUUGCUGGAGGAACCUGUCACCUCCAAGGACAGUGGCGCUACUAAAAAAGCCAAAUAUCUUUACUAUUCCUGUGCAAAUGCAACUCUAAUCAACAAGGUGGGGCUAGCUCCAGUUAAGAAACUGCUCGAGGAGCUGGGCGGCUGGCCGAUUGUCCUCGACUCGGACUGGGACGAGAGCUCCAUCGACCUCAUUGACCUCAUUAUCAGACUGAGGCUCUACAACAACAACGUGCUGAUGCGUGUGUGGGUCAGCGCCGAUGACAAGAACUCGAAUAUAAACAUUAUACAGAUAGAUCAGCCAGAUUUGGGGAUGCCAUCACGUGACUACUACCUGAAGGGCCGUGACGACCCGAUUCUCCUCGCCUACGAGAAGUACGCACGGGAUGUGGCCAUCAUGUUCGGUGCCAACGAAACGGUGGCCAUUCAAGACACAGCGAAACUGUUAGAUCUGGAAAUACAGCUGGCUAAUAUAACCAUCCCACAGGACAAGCGGAGAGACAAUGAGAAAUUAUAUAACAGAAUGACAAUAGCAGAACUUCAGCAGAGAGUACCAAAGAUCAACUGGCUCAGAUACCUGUCAGAUGUGUUCCAAAACGUUAAUACGUCCCUCAAUAUGUCAGAAGAAGUUGUCGUUUACGCACCGGAAUAUCUUGAAAAGAUGGCAAAAAUACUUCUAAGUGAGGACAAGAGAACGUUAACAAACUACAUGUUUUGGCGAAUCAUGAUGCAUCGAGUAGCCAAUCUCCCUGAUGCCUAUAAACAAGUACGAAAAGAGUAUUUCAAAAAGCUGUACGGUUCUGAAACAGAGCGGUCGCGGUGGAGGGACUGCGUGAGUUACGUCAAGGACAACAUGGGAUACGCAGUCGGACGCCUGUUUGUAGAACAACAUUUUGAUGAAGACGCAAAAAGUACCGCUUUGGAUAUGAUUCACACGAUACGGAAUUCAUUCUACCAAGUGCUGGAGGAAGCAGAGUGGAUGGAUGAUGUCACACGAGUUGUCGCCAAAGAAAAGGCGGACGCCAUGGUUGAAAAGAUUGGCUACCCGAACUUCAUUCUUAACAACACAGAACUUGACAAGGAGUAUGAAAAUGUAGACUUUUAUCCUGAUCGUUAUUUUGACAAUGUCGUUGCCAACAUUAAAAGUAUCGCCUUAACCAGUCUGAAAAAACUUAGAGAGCCAGUCGACAAAUCAAAGUGGUCGACUACACCAGCCGUGGUAAACGCUUUCUACAGCUCAACAAAGAAUCAAAUCAUGUUCCCAGCGGGCAUCUUGCAGCCUCCAUUUUACAAGAAGGGAUACCCCAAAUCGUUAAAUUAUGGAGGAAUUGGAAUGGUGAUAGGCCAUGAAAUAACUCAUGGCUUUGAUGAUCGAGGUCGUCAGUUCGACAAGGACGGGAACCUGAUCCAGUGGUGGGACGACGAGGUCAUCGCCAAGUUCAAGGUCAGAGCCCAGUGCAUCAUCGACCAGUACAGCAACUUCACACUGAAGGAGAUCAACCUACAGGUAAAUGGUAUUCAGACUCAGGGUGAAAAUAUUGCUGACAAUGGAGGCUUGCUGGAAGCUUAUACAGCGUACCGUCACUGGGUGGAUGAGCGCGGGGAAGAGGAGACACCUUUACCUGGACUGUCCCAUCUGAGUCACAAUAAACUCUUCUUCCUCAACUUCGCUCAGGUCUGGUGUGGCACGAUGAGACCCGAAGCAGCAAUCAACAGAAUCAGAACUGGACAACACAGUCCUGGAAGAUUUAGGGUUAUUGGAACAUUACAGAAUUCAUAUGUUUUUGCCAAGACAUGGAACUGUCCUAAAAAUUCAAAAAUGAAUCCUACCAAAAAAUGUAAAGUUUGGUGAAAAAAAACCAACCCGAAAAACAUUUUUUACAAAAAAACCUCAACAGUUGUCUCCCUUGACAGACAUGGACUCCAUGCUGGCAUCUUCAGAAGAGAGAUGAGAAAGUCGAUCUAGAAGCUGGACAAAGAGAUAUUAUUGGUUGUGAUUUAUUUAUUUUUGUGAAUGUUUUGGAAGCUAUGUGAUAAUACAAAAAAACAGUGCAACAGUAUAGUGUCAAGUUGCAGCAUAAGCCAUAAUGAAGGAUUCUAUCCAACACAUGGUACUGAGGGACAUACCUAGCUGUUGCUAUGACGACGGUUGCCAUGAUGACAGUACUACUUGGUUAACAUGAAAAAAGGAUUUGAGAAAGUUUUGUUUUCAGAUACAUUAUGAACAUAACUGUUCAUCAACUGAAACAGUUUUUGUUUUGUUUUUUUUAACUUUUUUUAUCAGACUAACUUUGAAUAAGUAAUUUAAAAAAGGCUUUUCUAUGGUAUUUUAAUAACCUCAUUGUUGUAUUGUUGUGAAUUUUUUAACAGGUGCAUAAAACAACAAUUUUAUCUCUUUUUUUUUCAUCAUCUUUAAUUAUGAAUGUUCUUUGUAUAUUUUUAUACUCACCGUGUUAAGUAUUAUAAUUGUUGUUACAGACCGUUCAAUGGUGCAUUUCUGUAACUUGUUACAUAUUUAUAAUGUACAUGAAUUCUAAUAAAUCACAUGAAUAUUAAUGUGUAGAAAUGUGGGUUAGAUCAUAUUGUGAACUUCAUGCAUAAUUAGUAAAUGUAGACAGUGGACUAAGUUCAUUAACCCCAUCAUACAUAAUUAUGAAUCAAUGAAUAAUUAAUAAAUGUGUAAAGUGGGUUAAGGUCAUACAUAUUUAAGAACCUCAUAAAUAAUUAAUAAAUGUAUAAAGUGGGUUAAUAUCAUGCAUAUUUAUGAACUUCAUGAAUAAUUAAUAAAUGUAGAAAGUGGGUUAAGAUCAUACAUAUUUAAGAACCUCAUAAAUAAUUAAUAAAUGUAGAAAGUGGGUUAAUAUCAUGCAUAUUUAUGUACUUCAUGAAUAAUUAAUAAAUGUAGAAAGUGGGUUAAGAUCAUACAUAUUUAAGAACCUCAUGAAUAAUUAAUAAAUGUAUAAAGUGGGUUAAUAUCAUGCAUAUUUAUGUACUUCAUGAAUAAUUAAUAAAUGUAUAAAGUGGAUUAAAAUCAUACGUAUUUGUGAACCUUAUAAAUAAUUAAUAAAUGUAGAAAGUGGGUUAAUAUCAUGCAUAUUUAUGUACUUAAUGAAUAAUUAAUAAAUGUAUAGAGUGGGUUAAGAUCAUACAUAUUUAAGAACCUCAUGAAUAAUUAAUAAAUGUAGAAAGUGGGUUAAGAUUAUAUGGUAGAUAUUUAAAGGAAAUAUCUUGAAUUUUCGGCGAUUAUUAUGACGAUGUUACGAUAAUUAAAUAUUUUUCUAAAUAAAACAUCAGUGGUUGUGUAAUUAUUAAAUGUGUGUCUGAUCAUCCUAGUGUUUAGACAAGGAGAAACUUCAUUUUAUUUCCAAAUAUUUUGUUGUUGUAUGUACGAUAUUAUCGGGAUACAAAAUCCAGUUUGGGCUACUUACAAAUAUUAGGAUGAUCCAAAACACAUUGAAUAUACAGACACUGAUAUUCUAAUCAAGAAAAUGUAUUUAAUAUGUAAUACUAUUUGUUACAAAAUUUUAUUAGAUGAAAACAGCAAACUCAGGAUAGUCCCUUUAAGAACUUCAUGAAUAAUUAGUAAAUGUAGAAAGUGUUAACAUCAUGUAUAUUUAUCAGUUUCACCCAGUCACACACUUUGUAUGCUGUAUGCACUUUCCCAAAGAUAGAACAGCACAUACCACAUUGUUUGAUAUAUCAGUUAUGGUCAUUACUGUCAGUAAAAGCAUCAAAUCUUUAAAAAGAAAAUGAAAUACUUUUUUUUUUACAAAUAUCACUUCCACCCUUCCCAUGGUAUUGUAACUCAUUCUUUAUAGACUUUUUGACUCAGGGUGAGAUAUUGAAUAACAUGCAAUACUCUAUUAAUCAUAGUAGUACAACAUAAAAAUUAUAUGACUCAUUCUGUAAAGACUAUUUAAAUCACUAUGUGAUCACCCUCUAAUGUGACAGUUGAUUAACUGAACUAAAUUUAAUUCUGAAAAUAUUUUUUCUUACAACUCAUUCUAUGAAGACAUUUUUAUUUUUUUAAUAGUAAAUAUAUCUAUUUGUUAGGAUAAAAAUUACAAAUAAAUUAUUGAAAUAUAAUAAGUAAUUUCAAAAGGUUUACUUGGCAACCAUUUUGUUGUCAUAAAUUUACAAGCUGUUAAAUAGAGUACUCUCUAGUCCUGACCUACCAUAAAAACAGAACACUCGAGCUAAUAUCAGACUUGCUCUUUCUAGAUCAUUCUAAAAUAGUAAAUAGUCAUUCUAUUAAAAAAAAUUACAUUUGACAAUGGGUGAGAUAACCCUGUUAAUAGUAGCCGAUAUAGUUAUUUUAAAGGCAAUAAAUAGACUCAUUCUGUAAAGACAAUUUGAUGCAGUGUGAGAUCAAUAUUAAUCUCAGUUGUAAUCUGAGGACAUUAGUCUCCAUUUUGGAAGUGUUAUUUCUAAUGACUCAUUGUUUAAAGACUUUUGAUGCAGGUUGAGAUCAGUCUCAAAGAAACUAAUCUAUAGGUACAAAGACUAGUCUUUAAUUUGAGAGUAGGUAAAGACUAUUUUAUGCAUGCUGAGAUCAACAUUCUUAAACACAUUUGUAACUUGAGGCCAUGUGUCUCUAUUACGAAAGUAUUAUUUUUAAUAAUUCAGUCUGUAAAGACUAAUAGAUUAAUUAAUGUUCUUAUAUAAUAAUAUGUCAUUGUAUGUCUGUUUGCAGUUAAAGAAUAAAAAAGAAGACAAAUGACUUUUGCGACAUCCUGUAUUGUGGAUUUAGCAGUGUCAGGCAUAAUUUACGAAACGUUACAGAAGUUAUUUAGAGUAAAACGUAACCAUAGCUACCCCACAUUAUACAUGUUAGUGCUGUACAUGACAAUGACUAGAUUAGGUACUAUGUGGUUAAGCUUUAACAGUUUUAAUUUGCUGGCACUCUAACAAAAAGGGUGAAUAUUUAAAAAUUUGAAAAUUCACAUAUCAUUUUUCAAAUUAUUAACAUAAUGUUUUUUAAUUGGAAGAAAAAAACAAAAUUAUUUAUAACAUUAAUGGUUAAUUAUUUUCUGACAAUGAGGCAAAUAGUUAAAUAAAGCUCUUAAUGUUAUUUAAGAAAUACCUGAACGUACAUUCACUCGUUCAUCAGAGAGGCGAUGAAUGAUCAGUUACUCAGUCUAGUUAGAUGUGCUUGCUUUAUUGGAAACCACUUUAGCUGCAGGACACUAAGGUGGAUAUUUAGGACAGUCUAGAACUAAUAUCGACGACAGUCACUUUUUGCAUCCUUGUUUCAGCUUCGUACACAAUAAAUAUAACAUCCACUGGUAAUUUUUUUAUGUAAUAUAUUUGAUGAAUGGUACUUUUAUUUAUUUCAUCUUUUGAAACUUAAACUGAAUAUUUUGUCUAAAAUUAUGAAAAAUUAAAAAAAAACAUUCUGACCUGUAAACUGCAUUGUCUGCUCUUGGAACCAUUUUGACAUGGGCCAAAUUAAGUAGACCAGUUUUUAUCUUAAUGUGGCAAAGCAUUGUAAUAAUACAGCUAAUUUCGAAUUUGAAUGAUGUCAGUAUUCCAAUUGCAUCUCUUUACAAUAACAAUAAACUGGGUGCAUGACAUUUCUGUUUUAAGAAUGUUAAAAAAAUUUUAUUGCAAAAUUGCUGACUGUGUUUGAAGAAAAUAUUGUCAUUCAUUUUUUUUAUUAUUUACAAAAUAUGGAUUUCAAGUGAAAUUAUAGUGAGAUUUGUUAUAUUUAUCAUGUUCGAAGCCAAAUGAAGGGGACGAAAGGUGACUGUCAUCGACCACAAUUGGAUGUCAUGGCAGACUUUUUAAUCAUAGCUGUAGUAAUCACAGCACUGACAUGACAGUAACAGUAUUUUCUUCAAACGUGUUAUAGAAUCUGAUGGAAAUUAAAGGUACAUACUCCUCCAACAACAUUGUACAGUUCAAAGUUAAAGUUUUAUUAAUUUAUUUUAUUGAUUUAUUUGACAUGAGUUGAUGUUCAAAAUUACUACUUCAAGCAAGAAAUUUGGUUUUAGACAGAAGAAUAUGUAUUAUAGAAUAUUGUUAGAGAAUCUAACAUGUACCUUUAAGUUAAAAAGUACAUGACAAAAACUGAUCUACUUGAUACAGUUCACAAAUUAGAGUUUUCAUUAAAAAUAUUUUAUCUAUGGUUUACAAUGAUUAUGCAUUUGUAGUUGUACGUGUAUCAAAGUUUUGUUGUGAAGUUUGAUCACAGCUUCAGUAUUUAGUUUUAUGAUAUCAUAUUCAGUAAAGCAACUUGUGUAAUAAUUAUAAUUACAGGCUUUACUCAGUGAGAUAUAAAUUAUAUUUAACCAAAGACGUGAAAUAUCCUCUAAUGCAUUAGCUGAGACAGAAAACAAUAUAUUUAUAAGUUCAACUGUAUAGAAAACAAAAUAGAGUUUUGUCAGUUCUAAUUUCAACUGUAAAAAACCCACACAGAAUUAUCUCAGUUCUAAUUUUAAUUGUACAGAAACCACAGUAAAAUUAUCUCAGGUGUACUUUCAAAGGUACAAAAAGUACAGUAAAAUUAGUUCAGUUGUGUUUUCUACUGUACAGAAAAUACAGUAGAAUUAUCUGAGUUCUAAUUUCAACUGUACAGAAAACAGUAGAAUUAUCUCAGUUCUAAUUUCAACUGUACAGAAAACAGUAGAAUUAUCUCAGUUCUAAUUUCAACUGUACAGAAAACAUAGUAGAAUUAUCUGUUCUAAUUUCAACUAUACAGAAACAUAGUAGAAUUAUCUAAAUUCUAAUUUCAACUGUACAGAAAACACAGUAGAAUUAUCUCAGGUCCAUUUGUUUUUGUUUUUAAAGACAAAAAUAGAUAAUGUGAUGUUAGUUAAAAUAACUGUUACAAGGCUCACCAACUAUUGAUGCCAUUAAAAAUGUAGUGACAAGAGCUGGGUGGGAGAACUGUUAGUGGUUUUUCACAAAGAAAUGUGAACUCAGUGAUGUUUCAUGAUCUUUCACAUAACCCUAUUUUAAUUACCGUUAUGCAAAGAUUAUGCUUGGGAUUUAUAUAAAGUUAUAACUACACUUUAAAUAAUGAAUUACAAUGAGGUAAAAUACUCUUCAGUUUUAAUUAAAUUUCAAUAGUUAUAUAAAAUUAACAAAAUUCAAUGUUGUGAAUAUGAUUACAUAAUAAAAUAAAAUAAAAAGUUUGACAGUAUUUAAUGAGGAACUGAUAAGUUGGGAACAAGAUUGGGGAAAUGUUUGAUAAAUACAGAAUUUGGUUUGUAUUGUAUUAUGUUGAACUGAUAAGUUAGGAACAAGAUUGGGGAAAUGUUUGAUAAAUAUAGAAUGUAAUUAGUGCAUUUAUGUUGUAUUUUAUACAUUUACACUUAGAUAUGUAAAUAACAGAUUUGUUUUUGCUUCUCCUACAAGAUGUUAUGUGUCAGUAAUUUAAAAAAGUUUACAUUUUAAAAUUAUCAUCAUUAUUAUUAUUAUUAUUAUUAUUGUUUGUUUGAUUGUUUGUUUGUUUUCACAUAUAUCAUACAUUAUUAUUAUCGUAAUUUUUGUAUGCAGGAUAUAUAUUAUGAAUUUUGAAAUCUACCUUAAAAGACUGAGUAACUUGAAACUCUUCCUUUUCUAGAGAAUGAAUUGAUUGUUUCCCCUGUUUUCUAAAAUAGUUACUAGGUCUAUAUAUCUUCACUGUGACUUCACCGUGACAUACAUUCUGUUCUAAAACAUGCUACGACAUGAAUUACACUUGUGUCUUUCAGACAUACCAUCUACAGUAUCCAGUCAAGUCAAAGACACAUAUUUUCAUCUGUAAAUAAAAAAAUUAGAAAUU
Molecule: messenger RNA, 8493 nt
Organism: Gigantopelta aegis
Lineage: Eukaryota; Metazoa; Mollusca; Gastropoda; Neomphalida; Peltospiridae
Product: neprilysin-1-like
Exons: 23
Coding region: 97-2577 (826 amino acids)
Biological process (GO): protein processing
Cellular component (GO): plasma membrane
Molecular function (GO): metalloendopeptidase activity
Source: RefSeq, a predicted model, not a curated record